AUGAAGAGGAGGAAAACAAAAGAGAAGAGAAAAUCAAACAAUCAAUCAUUAGAUUUUACUGGUACCGAAAGCUCAUUGGAGGGAAAUCAGCUGGCAGAAAGUAAAAGACAUCCGGAUGCACUUGUUUUCGAUCUAAGCUCUAUAGUUGCUGCAACUGACAAUUUCUCUCCGACCAACAAACUUGGAGAAUGUGGUUUUGGCUCUGUUUUUAUGGGUCAAUUGUCUAACGGACGACAAAUAGCUGUUAAAAGGUUAUCAAAGAGCUCGGAACAAGGAAUAAAAGAAUUCAAAAAUGAAGUCAUGUUGAUUGCGAAACUUCAACACAGGAAUCUUGUCAAAAUUUUAGGCUGUUGCAUUGAGGGGGAAGAAAAGAUGCUGAUUUAUGAAUACAUGCCCAACAACAGCUUGGACUUCUUAAUCUUUGAUUUCGGCUUGGCUCGCAUAUUCAAAGCAGACCAAAUUCGAGACAAGACAAUCAGAGUUGUUGGAACAUAUGGUUAUAUGUCACCGGAUUAUGCAGCAUUUGGGGAAUUCUCAACAAAAUCAUAUGUUUUUAGCUUCGGUGUCAUAUUAUUGGAGAUUGUAAGUGGCAAGAAGAACAACCAUUCUUACCAGGAGCAUUCUUCCUUGGCAAGAAAACUAGAAUAUUUUCCAUUUGCAUUUUAG
Molecule: messenger RNA, 666 nt
Organism: Alnus glutinosa
Lineage: Eukaryota; Viridiplantae; Streptophyta; Magnoliopsida; Fagales; Betulaceae
Product: cysteine-rich receptor-like protein kinase 19
Exons: 5
Coding region: 1-666 (221 amino acids)
Biological process (GO): protein phosphorylation
Molecular function (GO): protein kinase activity; ATP binding
Source: RefSeq, a predicted model, not a curated record